This is a messenger RNA of Bathycoccus prasinos, 1380 nucleotides long. RefSeq names its product sialyltransferase. Gene Ontology annotation, molecular function: sialyltransferase activity. The record is from RefSeq and is a predicted model, not a curated record. Bases 1 to 1380 code for a protein of 459 amino acids. Lineage: Eukaryota; Viridiplantae; Chlorophyta; Mamiellophyceae; Mamiellales; Bathycoccaceae. The transcript has a single exon.
AUGAUGAAACAAUCUUCUCUCGUCGUCCUCUUCUUCGUCGCAUCAUCCAUUCGCGGAGGAAAAGGAGGAGUUUCCUCCGUCGUCGGCGCCUUUACCGAGGAAGGUUUCAGCGCUGAAAGAAGAAGAAAUGACUGUCCGGCUUUGUUCUCUGGAAAAGACUGCGCGGAGGUGAAAACAAACCUCCCGGAAUGCGUCGACGGUGCGUUCAGUGGAAAGUGGAUUUCUUUACACCGAAACGUGGUGCGUUUUCCCCGAAAAGGAGGAGAAAGGGACGAAGACGAAGACGAUACAACAAACGCUCAUCGGGACGAUUAUUGGCGCGUACCGCGAGAUAUAUCGGAAGAAACUGCGUCGUUACUUCCCGAAUUUGAUAUAUUUGGGAUGAUGGGUAAUAGAGGGAACGACGAGUAUUCUUCGAACGCCGCGGCGGCGAAGUCGUGCGCGCUCGUCUCCUCCGCCGCGAGCAUGUCGGGGUCAAAUCUCGGCGCGGAAAUCGACGCGAACGAAAUUGUGGUCAGAUUUAAUAACGCGCCUACGAGAGGUUACGAAGCGGAUGUAGGAAAGAAGACGAGUUUUAGAUUAACGAAUGCCAUCUUUCAAGGGUAUCGAGAGAAUGAAAAAGAGGCGGUGUUGGCGAAGUGGUGCCAAGAUAAAACGAGUCGCGUGCCGUGCGGUAAACGCGAAGAGUUGACGAGUUUGAUCGAGAAGAAAGCGCACGCCGUGAAUCCGCGUUUUUUUGAGUACGCUAAUUCGAGGUACUUUCGAAAGCUCGGCGAACAUCCGACGAGUGGCAUGGUGAUGACGUUGCUCCUGUUGCAUAGGUGCGAAAAAGUCACGCUGUACGGAUUCAACGGGAAAGGAUUGAAAAGCUGGUAUUACCCGAAGAGAAGGAAAGGUGAAAAUGCACCGAAAAAGAAAGAAUGGUUGAGAGAGAAGCGGUGGACGGUAGAAGGAGAUUGGAUAUACGCCAAAUCAUCGAGUGUGGACGGUAUGGAAGACGAUCCACUCAAUCGAGAAAGAGAAGACUUAUUAAAGGAGAACGCAGAAGAAAGUACCGGAAGGCGACGAAGAAGACAAGGAAGACGACGCCGCUUCUCUCGCUCGGCAUCCUCGUCGUCGUCGUCGUCCUGGAACCUCCUCUCGUCUCGCGUUCAGCGCAGAGGUCUUCUCCUCGCGAAUACCAACAAUAGAACGAGCGCUUUGCCUCUCCAUCCUCCCGUUCUUUUCCAUAGUAGUAGUAGUAGUAGUAGCAGUAGCAGCAGCAGCAGCAGCAGCAGCAGCAGCAAACACCGAAGAUCGCUUCUUCACGCCGUCAAAGCCGAGAGAGCGUGCGUGCGCCAGUUGCAGUUACUCGGGUUCCUCGAAGAAGUUGACGCGUAA